This is a messenger RNA of Polistes canadensis, 1226 nucleotides long. RefSeq lists its product as uncharacterized. The record is from RefSeq and is a predicted model, not a curated record. The transcript has 6 exons. Lineage: Eukaryota; Metazoa; Arthropoda; Insecta; Hymenoptera; Vespidae. Bases 55 to 1218 code for a protein of 387 amino acids.
AAAUGGAUGCAAAUGUUUUGAUCUGCCAAGUUCUUUGAUGUCAAUACAAAUGCUAUGCUUAUCUUUGCAUUAUUUUUAACUUUCCUUAUUCUAUCGCAUGGUAAAAUUCGUCGGAACAAUGAUAUACUCGUAAAUGAUGAGGAUCAAUUCUCUGCUAUGUCACAAGAAAUAUAUCAUUUAUCGAAUUAUGAUAUAACAUUUUGGAUUAGACGUUUGCAAGUAGAGCAAUAUGCUUUUUUAGAGAACAGAGAUUAUUUUUAUAAUGUUUUUGUAGAAUUAGACGAUUUACCAUUUAUAAUGAAGAUUAUUAAUAGUUAUUACGCGAUCAAAUUAUUUUUUCAACUACACAAUUGUUCAAUUUUCAAUUUUGGAAAUUUACAUUCAUUGAGAUUGACAGAAUUCAGGAAAUUCAAUUAUAUGCUCGCAGAAGUCAACAAUUAUUCAGCUCCAAAGGUCCUCGAUAUUAAUGAAAUUUAUCUUUCCAUUGAUGACUAUUUCCAAAAGAAUAUAUCUAUAUGCACUCUAGAAAAAGGAUUAAAUAACAAUAGCCGGAAAAGCAAUGGAGUAUUUUAUAAUAAUGAUUUUAAAGAGAUCCUGUUAGUAACUCCAAAAUAUAUGAAAUCUAUGAGAUCGUUGGGUCGACACCUUUUGCAAAGCAUAAAUCAUGAUAGGUAUGGAUAUGGAAAUACGGAUUACAGUGCAGAAGGAAACAAAUUUGCUUAUCAAGAAUAUAGACGAUAUAAAGAUUCGAUCAUGAGUGAAAAUAAAGAUGAGAUUGAAAAUGAUGGUGAGAAUAACGAUGACGAUGAUGACGACGACGACGAAGACAACGACGACGACAACGACGAAGAAGAAGAUUAUGAGAUUGACGAUGAGACUGCAGGAAAAGAAGAAAACGAUAAUAUCGAAAAUUUAGAGGAGGAAGAGGACAAUGAGUUGGGACAUCAAAGCAUUGGAUCUAAAGCUCGCAUGACAAGUUUCAAUCGUAUCAUAUUCCCUUAUCCAAGUAAGAAGCAAAGGCAGCAUUCGAGAAAAGAAAAUAUCAGAAUCAGAUCUGUUACUGAAGAAUGCGAUGAGGAAGAACCAACAGAAGAACCGCAAUAUUAUGAUUACGAAACAAAUGGUCAUGACGCAUCACUUGGAAUCAUACAUAAAACACAAAUUCAACACUUUAUAAGAUUGAUAAUAAUACUUAUACUCAUUAUUUGUUGGAUAUAACAACAUUA